Polypterus senegalus (gray bichir) is the source of this 6564-nucleotide messenger RNA. RefSeq names its product bifunctional heparan sulfate N-deacetylase/N-sulfotransferase 1. Bases 1250 to 3883 code for a protein of 877 amino acids. Gene Ontology annotation, cellular component: Golgi apparatus. Lineage: Eukaryota; Metazoa; Chordata; Cladistia; Polypteriformes; Polypteridae. The record is from RefSeq and is a predicted model, not a curated record. The transcript has 18 exons. Gene Ontology annotation, molecular function: heparan sulfate N-sulfotransferase activity; deacetylase activity.
UAACGUGCUACCCACUGCGCAACCGUGCCGCCCCUAAAAUUUAGAUAAGAUGUCUAAUCUAAAAAUAGUGUAAGGGUGCCUAAUCUUAAAGUUGAACCCUAGUAUAUAAUGGCGCCCGCUUUUUAAACAAGUCCCCAACUAGUUUCUCUUAUACAGUGAGGAUUAUUUUUUUCAAAUAUAAAUACAUACGCAUUUUAGCAAUAAUCACCAGAAGAAAUUUCGUUGAAUGAAUGCGGGCGCUUUUCUCGUAUUGCCGCGCGGCGGCCCCACACCAAAGGGUUAAGCGCUCAGCACCUCACGAGGCCCUCUAGCGACUGUUGUGCUUUUUUCACCUCUUCGCUUCUGUGCUUGUAGCCGCGCCGCAGAAAUAAGAAAGCUCACAUUUCUCCCAUCUGACCAGUGUGGAAGAAAAAAGAGCAAGCAGUCUUCGCGACUCUACCGCACUAUCUUUCAAGGGGAAAUAAGGAAAAUAAAGAAAUCCAAAAAAACUCACGAGCACAAAAGAAGCGAAAUCGACCAUUUAGGCGUAAACGCCGAUUUGGUUUCUGCAGAAAAGAAAGGGGAAGGAACCAAAGGAAAAAAGAAGGGACGUGGAAAGAGCCGGACCAGUGAUUUGGCCUAAUGUGUCAGAGAAACCUGCACACCUUCAUACAGAAUGACUGACUUAAAGGAUCCAGUGCUGUCUUUGUUCCCCACCAUGGAUUCAUAAAAGAUACCUAAAUGUAAUUAUGGGGAACUCAAGAAAGUGAAAGCCAAAGGAGUCAUGCAAGGAAAAUGGAAGGGAAAAUGAAUGUGCUACACUCAAAUGGACUUUAUCAGAUGCAAACCCAAAGGUUUUCUCUUGUGUUGGGCCAGCUGUUGUCAACUACAGCUUCUGGAAAUUUUGGCAGAGUGCACUUAAGGCUACUGGCACUAACAGACUGUAAUGCCUAGGCAAUGACCUGCAACAGCUGUACCAAGUUGGUGUGUUCUUGUAACGCUCAUAGUACCCUUCCUUCAAGUAACUGUCAAGCCAGCUCUUCAAAAAAAUCAGCAAGGAAAUCAAGAACUUGGAGAUUAAAAAGUAAAAUAAAUAAGUAAAGUGGGAGAGAAGGAAUUUCAAAAUCAGAUGACUCAUUUCUUAGACUCUUUUCCCAAAAACAUUCUGCAAUGGUGACAUGAAAAUCAUGCAGCCCGGUGAGCCGAUUUUUAACAUUUUUAAAAGCGGUGUCAUUAAAUAUUUUAAAAACAAACAUUUUUAAAAAGAAAUAUGCAUUUGUGUGGAAGAGUGAGACGAGUUUUUCGACAACUAACAUUGCAGACAAGCUUGCUGCUGCUUUUUGCAUUCUGUAUGGUCAGUGUCUUCAUCUCUGCAUACUUUCUCUAUGGCGUCAAGAGAGAGCUGGAGCCAGCAGUUGAAGGGCCCCCUCCAGACUGUGAUGACUCGAAGGUGACACCUUCUCGUCUGCUGCCUCUUAAGAACCUGAAGCCUGUGGACACCUCUCGCACUGACCCUGUGGUGUUGGUGUUUGUGGAGAGCUUAUAUUCUCAGCUGGGACAGGAGAUUGUUGCUGUGCUGGAGUCUAGUAGGUUUAAAUAUCAAACGGAGAUUUCUCCAGGUAAAGGCGACAUGCCUACUCUCACUGACAAAGACCGGGGACGCUUUGCUCUUAUUAUUUAUGAGAACAUUCUCAAGUAUGUUAAUUUGGAUGCCUGGAAUCGAGAAUUACUGGACAAGUAUUGUGUGGAAUAUGGAGUUGGAAUCAUUGGCUUCUUCAAGGCAAAUGAAAACAGUUUGCUAAGUGCCCAGCUGAAAGGAUUUCCUCUGUUUCUGCACUCUAACCUAGGAUUAAAGGACUGCAGUGUGAAUCCAAAAUCACCUCUACUGUAUAUUACCAAGGCCAAGGAAGUUGAACGGGGACUGCUGCCAGGCGAUGACUGGACGGUCUUUCAGUCCAAUCACUCCACAUAUGAGCCAGUUCUUCUGGCCAAAACCAAAUCAGCAGAGAGCAUUCCUCAGCUUGGCGUUAGUGCUGCUCUGCACACAUCUGUGGUGCAGGAUUUAGGUCUUCAUGAUGGCAUCCAGAGGGUCCUCUUUGGAAACAAUCUCAACUUCUGGUUGCACAAGCUAGUCUUUGUAGACGCUGUGUCUUUCCUGACUGGCAAAAGGCUUUCAUUGUCCCUUGAUCGGUACAUCUUGGUGGACAUCGAUGACAUUUUUGUUGGCAAAGAGGGAACACGUAUGAAAGUAGAAGAUGUCAAGGCUCUGCUCAACACCCAAAAUGAACUGCAAGUUCAUGUUCCAAAUUUCACCUUCAAUCUUGGAUUCUCAGGGAAAUUUUUUCACACAGGUACAGAUGAGGAAGACCACGGGGAUAACCUCUUACUCUCCUAUGUAAAGGAGUUCUGGUGGUUCCCACACAUGUGGAGCCACAUGCAGCCCCACUUGUUUCAUAACCAGUCAGUGCUGGCUGAACAGAUGAUGCUCAACAAAAAAUUUGCUGCUGAACAUGGCAUUCCUACCAAUAUGGGAUAUGCUGUUGCACCUCACCAUUCUGGAGUGUAUCCUGUUCAUGUCCAAUUGUAUGAAGCCUGGAAAAAAGUUUGGGGUAUUAAGGUUACCAGCACAGAAGAAUAUCCUCAUCUGAAGCCAGCACGGUAUCGCAGAGGCUUUAUACACAGCGGAAUCAGUGUUCUUCCUCGACAAACCUGUGGCUUAUUUACUCACACUAUCUUCUACAAUGAGUACCCAGGAGGUCCUAAGGAGCUUGAUAAAAUCAUUAAUGGGGGAGAACUCUUUCUUACUGUCCUGCUGAACCCGAUCAGUAUUUUUAUGACUCACCUAUCAAAUUAUGGUAAUGACCGCCUUGGACUGUACACUUUUAAAAAUCUCAUCAAGUUUAUUCAGUCCUGGACCAACUUGAAAUUGCAAACCCUACCCCCUGUCCAGUUGGCACAAAGAUACUUCCAGAUAUUUCCAGAGGAACGGGAUCCACUUUGGCAGGAUCCCUGUGAAGAUAAACGACAUAAGGAUAUCUGGUCAAAAGAAAAAACAUGUGACAGGUUUCCCAAAUUGCUCAUUAUUGGACCUCAGAAAACAGGUACAACAGCACUGUAUUUAUUUUUGGGAAUGCAUCCUGACCUAACAAGCAACUACCCAAGCAAGGAGACAUUUGAAGAAAUUCAGUUCUUCAAUGGGCACAACUACCACAAAGGGAUUGACUGGUACAUGGAAUAUUUCCCCAUUCCAUCCAACACCAGUUCUGAUUUCUACUUUGAGAAAAGUGCCAAUUAUUUUGACUCUGAACUGGCAGCUAAACGGGCAGCUGCUCUUUUACCUAAGGCAAAAAUCAUUACUAUUCUCAUCAACCCAGCUGACCGAGCAUAUUCCUGGUACCAGCAUCAGCGUGCUCAUGAUGACCCAGUGGCUCUGAAAUAUACUUUUCAUGAGGUGAUCACAGCUGGGCCUGAUGCUCCUGCCAAGCUACGUAACCUGCAGAACCGUUGCUUGGUACCAGGCUGGUAUGCUACCCACAUUGAGCGUUGGCAAAAUCACUACCAUUCCAAUCAGAUCCUUGUACUGGAUGGCCAGCUUCUCAGGACUGAACCGGCAUCAGUAAUGGAUAAAAUACAGAAGUUUCUGGGCUUAACAAAUACUGUUAACUAUCACAAAAUAUUGGCGUUUGAUCCAAAGAAAGGAUUUUGGUGUCAACUGUUGGAAGGUGGAAAAACAAAGUGCCUGGGAAAGAGUAAAGGACGGAAGUACCCUGAAAUGGACUCUGAUUCUAGAUCCUUCCUACAGGACUAUUACAGAGAGCAUAACAUUGAACUGUCAAAGCUGCUCUAUAAAAUGGGACAGUCUCUGCCUACAUGGCUGCGAGAGGAACUACAGAACACCAGGUAGCAAGGACAUUGGAAAUGAUGUGGAGAAACUUUGUCAUUUUGCUUUGGAAACCAUAAAAUAUGUACAUUACUGAAUAAACUGGGACAGCCAAGCAACAAGACUGACAUAAGGCCCCAGAGAAGUAUUAAAACUGGUUUUUGUAAGCAUCUGAGGGACCAUGGGGAACGUGGACGAAGAUAGACGAGGGUCAGUAAAUACACUGAGAACUUGUGGACGCUUCCACUGUCGAAGAGAAGAGACCCCACAAUCUUCUUCAAUGGCCCAUGUAACAUAGAAGAGCUCAGAAAGAAGAUGAACUAACACAACAUCCGAGGAAGAAGUGUGCAAGAACAUGUGACAUAUAUUAGCAGUGGCAGUGUGUUUCCUUCUAUUUUUGUUUUAAGUUAGCAAUUUUUUACAGCUUUAUUACCACACAUGGUGGCCAGCGUUACAGUAUAACUGAUUCCACUCAGAGUGAAGUGAUUAUCCAGCCAUUUUCCUAGCCAUUAAGGACCUACAAGUGCCAGGAUGAAAUGUCUUUUCUCUGCUACUAAUAUGGACAGUACCUGUAUUUAGUCUUGAUUUUUUUUUUUUUUUAACUUUUAAUUUAUCCAGAUUAAUUUUUUAAACUUUUUUUUUUUUUUUAGCCAAGAGAGAUGUAAUGGUACUGUAGACAAGUCAAAUAGAUGGUUUAUGGAGGUGGUUAGAUGUUCUGUACAUAAUGCAUUGAGAAGUUGUACAACUUCACAUAGCAAAUAAAUGGACAGAGCAGCAGUAAAAUUUUACUUUAAUUUCUGAGAAAUUUUUUUUAUUAUAGAAUGAUAAACUGUGAUGUUAAAAGUUAAACACUUCUCGUAACUUCUGGAAAAAUUUAUCAAAAUAUAGCCCAAGAGAGAGUCGUUUCAUUUAGGUGUCACCAAAAAGCACUUAAUUGAAACAUUUUGUCUUUUGGACUUUUUAGCUGUUAGAAUUCUAUAUGGAAUAAUUUAAACAACCGUGAAACUGAAGCUUUUAAUUCACAGGAUUCCAAAGCACGAAGUAUGCACAGAAAUGAAAAUAUGCAACACAAAAUGUGAAAGACUGAUAGCAUGUGAAACUAUUUCUUGCAUUCCAGUAAACAGGUUCAUAAAGGGCGCACUAAAAUGUCAAGGUUUUCUGUAUUUAACAGAUGGAAUAAUAUAUUUUAUAGUCCUGUGUUGCAAAGUGUACUUUACAGUAUAGCGGGCUUCACAAGACGGAGAGCUGUUUGAAUGUAGCUAUAGUGCAUUUGUCAGUUUGAGCACAUAAUUGACAUUUCUGAAGCUGCCUCUGCAUGCAGACACAUGCAGCAAUGCCGUACCUUCAAGCAGGUAGAUGGAUCAGAAAUUGGACAGCUAAAGGGAGGACAGCAGCAAACAUAUUUGGAAGAAAUAAGAAGAAACACUAGGUAAUCGUCCAGUAUUCUUGCUUCACUUUAGUAGCUAUAUUUGGCUGUAGGAUCAGUAUUCACCUGAGUUACAGAGCAGUGUCACGAUUUUGAGCCAAGAUGACUCAAGUCUGCAUUUCUAUUUCAGGCAAGGUCAUAAAUUCAAGAUGUAAUCUUCCUUUAAACAAAACAAGAAUGCCCCUUCUCUAUUUGAUUCAGAGAACAAGCGAGGUAAAGGCAAUCUGUCCAACUGACGUCAUCUGUUUAUUAGCAAGUCAGUCUCACAUGGAAAAUCUGCACUCGGCAUUUAGAGCGGAAAUGCCUCACUUGUAAGCAAAAACGCCAUUGUUGAUUUAAAUUGAACAUCAAACAAAAGCACUGCAGGUAGAGGAUUAUUGUAAGUUGCAGAUGAGAUCAAACAUGUAAGCCUUCAAAUAGGUGUCAAGUGAUGAUCCCUUUCACAAAAACGUAAUUAGUUCAGCAUAUUUCUAGCAUUUCAGAUUUUGUCAGAGCCACUUUUUCAGGACGUUUUAAUCUGGAAACGUCAAACCUGACAAAUUCAGUGUUCAUUUAUUAUCCCCGGUGUAUUUUUUCAGUCACAUUAACACCGCAUCCUUUUUCUUUUCUUCAAUGAACUCCCAUAACAUUUUCUGUCUCUAGACCACGUUCUGUCCCAUGUAGACAUCACGUUUGUCUUUUUCUUUUUUUUUAAUUUGGUUUUAAAAGCUGCUUUGAGUAAGAUGGAGGAAAGUCCCCUAUGCUGCUGUUUACAUUUAGUUGUCUUGCAAAGCUUGAGAAAGACCAACCAUAGUGCAAGUCAUAGGUAGAUGAGGUGGCCAUCUUAUCAAAAACUAAUGAUGUUAAAUGGCUAAUAUUUAUGGGUACCUGUGAGUCAUUUAACAAAUAACACUGUAGUUUUAGCAUCAAGUUGAAUUUCCUGGUGACAGUAUUAAAGAAAACCAACGCCAACCCUUUACUAUUCUCUACUCAUUUUCGUCUAGUUUACAGUUAGUUAUGUAUUGAUCAUUGGUUACAAUUUUUCUUUUUUUUUUUUUCCAAACUAAGCAAGUGUCAAGGGUAUGCAACAAUUGGAAACUAAAAGAAAUUCGGUUCUCCUAUUCUCCCCCACUAUAUAUAUUUUUUUAAGUUCCAGUAUUUUUUUCUUUUAAAAUGUAUUGAUCUCACACAAGUUGUUUUCAAAAUGGUUAUUUCAAGUUAAAGAAACUUUAUGUACAUGUGGAUAUAAAUGUUAGAGAAUACAGUAUUUUGUUUUAAAUAAUAAACAUUUUUUUUUCCU